Neurospora tetrasperma FGSC 2508 is the source of this 705-nucleotide messenger RNA. RefSeq lists its product as uncharacterized. NCBI's taxonomy places the organism in Eukaryota, Fungi, Ascomycota, Sordariomycetes, Sordariales, Sordariaceae. Bases 1 to 705 code for a protein of 234 amino acids. The transcript is spliced from 3 exons. The record is from RefSeq and is a predicted model, not a curated record.
AUGCCGUACAAGAACCUCCGAGGAUGGACGACGCCGGUUGACGCCGGGGAGGUGCCGGAUGAAUUCUUGUUCGGCAAUGACGAAGACACUGGGACUGAGAGCAAGGGAAAAGACGAGGAAAUGCUGGAAAGAGAGGAGUUGGUGAUGUUGUGUCGAUUUUUGGGAGGAAGGCGAAGCGAGUUGAGAGAGCCGGACAGCGAGCUAGACAGGAGAGACGGGAGAGGAGGGAGGGGGCGCAGGAAGGAGGCAGAGGAGAAAACAGCGCGGAAGAACAAGGCGAGGGAUGUCAUACCGGACAACACCUCGGACGACACCUCGAACGACACGGCGGAGGACGAGACGAAGUAUAUAAAUGACAACAACAAGGAUGACAAGGUCGAUGGACAACAGAGUGCAAAUCCCAUCAAAGGGAUGAAGAAGGGGAUAAAUUCCAAGGAAGGGACAAUCGGACCUAGCCGUGGAAAAGUAAAGGAAAGUGGAAGGGAAGAGGCAAAGGAUCAGCGGGUGAGGCAGUCGAAAACCCAACCGACGAGUACGCCUAUACCUCUACCACAGCGAAGACUUCCAGGAGACGGAAACAAUUCACAUCGUGAAAGACUUAUGCCCUCCAGAGGCAACCCUUCGCCCAUCAAGAAACCAGUGGAGGGCCUUAAGAAAACUGAAGGGGUGAAAUCCCAGCCAUUGAAGCGCUUGGAGACCCAGUAG